AUGGCCAACGACGAAUACAGUCUUAUUACUCCUGAUGCGUUUCUAGACCGCAUGAGAAACUUUGUCGCGACGGAUCCAUUCCCGAGGAACCCUCAAAUCAGCACUCAUUCUAGCCACGCCGACAGGAUUGAGGCAGGAUACCAGGCAGAUGGACACAAGACUUGGGGGUUUGUCAUCUAUCGCACAACAUAUGAGGACGACACUGACUGGACUGAAUUUAUGCGUCGUCUACGUUAUUGGACAAUGGAUAAUAUGAAGUUCUACAACGGCCAGGAUGUGCUAGAUCGGAUGACAUGGACUAUCUUCGACAACCGAGAGCGCUUCGAUGGCGCAGACGUGUCCACCAUCCGUCAGCAUUUCCGCAAUUGGGCAGAGAAAGCAGCGCGAGCUGAACAGCAGCAGCCUGAGGAAGCCGAUGACAAGUUGCCUAGUAUGGGUCGCUCCCCGCGCUACCGGUACUGCAUCCAAGUCGAUGCAGAUGCGCUCAAAUCUGCUGUAUACGACGCUCCUCCACCACCCGACUUUGACAAGGACAAACAAGGAUGGGUCAAUCUAAUCGACAAAGACUGGUUACCUCGAAGCAAAAACCCAAUUUACGCGGGAAGACAGCCGGACCCAAACGUGUAUGAGCCAAUCUAUGCAGAAACAACCGCCGAGGUUCAUGUCACCCAAGCGAUAUACCGCAACAUCACGCGAGUCUUGGACGGCCAACUCAAGACUGCGGCACUUGAGGACUGCCUUCGUCAGCGACGUCUUAUUCGCAAGUUUCUAAUUCCUGAGCUCAAUGACUCUCUUUGGGUAAUGGUACAUGCAGAUCUUUCGGCCUCAAACAUAAUCACAGAUGAGGACUACAAUAUCUCUGGGUAA
Messenger RNA from Aureobasidium uvarum, 867 nucleotides. NCBI's taxonomy places the organism in Eukaryota, Fungi, Ascomycota, Dothideomycetes, Dothideales, Saccotheciaceae. The record is from the annotation of a GenBank genome assembly.